Bursaphelenchus okinawaensis is the source of this 2513-nucleotide messenger RNA. The record is from the annotation of a GenBank genome assembly. Lineage: Eukaryota; Metazoa; Nematoda; Chromadorea; Rhabditida; Aphelenchoididae.
AUGUUAGAAGAGAUGGAUGCAGAAGAGUUACAAGGAACAUCAAGCCAGAUCUAUGGUAAAGAAUGGUGUAGAAAGCACGUUAAAGCGAGACCUAAUCUCCUCAAUUUUUUGGAACAUAGGGAAAUGGAAUUAAGGAAACCGGGUAAGUUUUGUCUAAAUAACUCUUAUAUUAAUGUUCUGCAUCACACGACUAACGUUUUUCUGGUAGCUACAAUACUUCUUUUUGUCGGCACAAUAUUUUAUCGUUACAGUUAAUGUUUUCAAUUCUAGGUACCCAAUUCUUGUCGGGAGGCAGAGACUACUAUAAUUACAUAAAGUCGAUAGAACAGUCUGGUUUUGAAGCCGUGACUACAGUAACACCGAUUAGAUAUACACCAGAUGGCUCGAAAAUGAUAGGGUUAGAUGGGGGUAAACAGGAAUUGGUGUGUUAUAGGUAUAAUGGCGUUGGUAAUAUACGAAACAAAAGGAAGCCUACUUGGGAGGUGAGUUUGAAGUAAAAUGGAAGAAAACGUACAGUCAUUUCACUUUAUUUAUUUAGAAAUGAUAUAAAAUGACUAUUUUUUGAUAAUUUAAAAAAAAAUUUUUUUAAAAUAAAAAUUUAAUUUAAAUUUUUCAUUUUUUAAGCUGCCAUUUACAGGACUUGUACACAAAAUUAUGGACUUUAAAAGUGAGACAACUGGAAACUGGUGCAACAGCAGUGCGCGACAUAAUAUUGUUCCCAAAUGACAUGGAUCACGUUGUGUUUGCGUAUUAUAUACUCAAACCGGACAAUGCGAUCAUCUUGAGCGAAAUUCAAAGAAAUAAUGAAAGUGAAGCACCAGUUGGGCCUCUGGCGAUAACCAAUUAUGCGGUGGCGGACAUGGAGGUAAGGUGGGACAAUGGUGCUACUUUUGAAUAUAUCUGUAGAUUUUCAAUUUUUUUUUCUUGGAAACAAAGUAUUGACAUUUUUUUAAAUGGAAAAAAGUUUUUGCAGUUUUUCGUUUAAGAAAAGAAGGUUUUGCCAUUUGCCCUUCCGUAAAUAAAGUUCUUGACAUUUUUUGUUUCCUAAAGGAAUCUUUUCCAUUUUCUGUUUGUAAACAAAGUUUUUGACACUCUUUUUAAAAUUCUUCCAAACUUUAUAUUUUCUUCAGACGGGAAAACUAAAGCACCUGCUACGAUACUAUUUUGAGCACCAAAACUCAUUGUCAAUAUACCAUGUGGAUAGGAUAUUCGGAAUCUUGUCAAUUCAACACCAAACCAUAAUGAUCCUUCGUCUACAAAAGGAUGGCAAAUUAGCGAGACUACGGGAGGUGGGAAGGAUGGUGUACGAUGAUUGUCGGUUCUUCGUCAAAGAUAAAGUACCUGCUCAUACUGAGACGUGUUUAAUGAGUAUGUUUAUUGGACAGAAAGUUCUCGCCGUUCUUUGUUCUAAAAAAAAUGUUCUUGUCAGUUUUUUGUUUUGGAAAGAAAGUUUCUGAUAUUCGUUCUGUAAAGAAAGUCCUCUCCAUUUUUCCUGGAAACAAACUAUUCUUCAAGGUUUUUAAAUUGACCAUUUCAGGUUUUCGGCAAAAGUUCCUCACCUUCCUAUACGACCAGCACGUUCGCCUAGGAACGUCGCACGAAUUCCUGCAGUAUUUUCAAUACUACCGUACCCUCCGAAUGAGUAAAUUUCAAUUCCUUGGGCCCGAAACCUUACUGAUUCGAAUGGAGAAAAGCCUAAAAGGAGCGAUUGGAGGUGAUCAAGAGCUAUAUGCUCGCAGGGCGAACCGUAAUGAAGCGACCAUUUCUCAUUUCAUGCACGUCAUAUACGAAUGGAGAGAGCCCAAAAUACUGGCUUGUUAUAAUCGCACAUCGGAAAAGCUGUACAAUAUGAUGAUCGAGCGGUACGAACAGUUCAGGUUCGGUAAUAUUGUGGAUAACUACUUCCCGACGACGCUGGAACAUUGCAAUCACUUGAGGAGGAAGCAGGACCAGAUUGUGGAACAGUGCACCAGUACUGACAGAGGUAAAAAUGAUUAUAAGGUUGGAUUUUAAAAAUUAAAAGGCAAUUUUCUAAGGUGAAUGGCAGAAACAAAUGAAAAAGCUUUGCUCACAAAGGAAAUAGGCAAAACUUGUUAGCGUUUCUCCAACGUUUUUUAAAAAAACCAAAGUAAAAACUUAAAUUAUGUGUUUUAGGAGACAAAACCAAAGCCUACAAUCAGUUCAUUCGCGACCUUCCAAUGGCGAUUCAAACCAACUACUGUCAGCCAAUCAUCGCCGAUCCCUUCUACUUUAGUUACGAGAACCGUGUGACAUUAAUUAUUGACCGUAUCCGCUGCUCACCCGAUAUGAACAUCAAAAUUGUGAACCGAAGGACCGGCGAUCGGAUCGUGGACAUUGAAUUCGCCCAGCUACCCCUCCAGCCGUACAAAUUGAACCCGCCCGUGCUCAGAUGUCUCUUUCAUCCUAUCGAACCAAUCGCUACGAUCACCGAACGAUUCGCGACGGAAAGCAACGUGGUCGUGAUCACCUUACCACCAGAUCAAACAGAAUAG